Bufo gargarizans (Asiatic toad) is the source of this 2721-nucleotide messenger RNA. Its product is annotated as protocadherin gamma-B5-like. Gene Ontology annotation, molecular function: calcium ion binding. Gene Ontology annotation, cellular component: plasma membrane. Gene Ontology annotation, biological process: homophilic cell-cell adhesion. Lineage: Eukaryota; Metazoa; Chordata; Amphibia; Anura; Bufonidae. The record is from RefSeq and is a predicted model, not a curated record.
AUGGCUGAAUUACAACUGCAGAAAGGACAAUCAUUGCAAGGACUCAGAUGGCAAGUAAUAUUCCACUUCCUAUUUUCCUGGCUGUGCCAUUCAGUCUAUGGUCAGAUUCAAUAUUCAAUUCUUGAAGAAUUAAGAAAAGGCUCAAUUGUUGGAAAUUUAGCAAAUGAUUUGGAAUUAAGUGUUAAGGUUCUUUCAAGAAGGAAAUUACAUAUUGUGUCUGGGGUCUCUGAAAAAUAUUUCAGUAUAAAUCUAGAUGGAAACCUAUUAAUUGCUGAUAGAAUAGACAGGGAGAUAUUGUGUAGAACUGUAGUUGAUUGUGUCCUUACAUUUGAUACUGUAGUGGAAAAUCCAGUAAAUGUUUUCAGUAUAAAGAUCGAUAUCCAGGGUAUAAAUGACAAUUCUCCUAAAUUUGCCAGUGAAGUAUUGACAUUAGAAAUGAGUGAAUCUACAUCACCAGGAACAAAAUUUGUAUUGCAAAAAGCUGAAGAUUUGGAUAUAGGGAUUCAUUCUCUGAUAAGCUACAAAAUCAGUGCUAAUCAGUAUUUUGCUCUUGGAGAGAAGGUCAGCUCUGAUGGCAGUGUAUUUCCAGAGCUCAUACUAGAGAAACCUCUAGAUCAAGAGACACGAGACAAGCAUAAACUCAUUCUAACAGCUUCUGAUGGUGGAAAUCCUGUACAGACAGGCACGGCCUUAAUUAAUAUCAUUAUCAAUGAUAUCAAUGAUAAUUCUCCAGUAUUUACACAGGAUGUAUAUAAAGUUAGGGAAAAUAUGCCAGUGAAUUCAACAAUGCUGCAGGUCAGUGCAAGUGAUAAAGAUGAAGGUGCCAAUGCACAGAUCACAUAUUCAUUAAGCACAACUGGAAAGCAUUAUCUUCAGACUUUCUCAAUCAAUCCAAGAAAAGGAGAGAUUACAACAAAAGAAUAUUUAGAUUACGAAGAAAAUAAAUAUUAUGAAAUCUUUGUGCAAGCAGAAGAUGGUGGAGGCCUAGCUGCCCAUGCUAAAGUUUUAAUAGAAAUCCUAGAUAUUAAUGACAAUGCUCCUGAGAUAUCCUUAAGUUCAUCAUUAGAUCUUAUUCCUGAGGAUUCACCACCUGAAACUGUAGUGGCCCUGAUUAAUGUUCACGACCGUGACUCAGGUGAAAAUGGGGAGGUUCAAUGUGUAAUACAAGGUGAUAUUCCAUUUGAACUAACAUCAUCGGCCAGUAACUUUUAUAAAAUUGUUACAAAAAGUAAUCUGGAUAGAGAAAAAAUAUCCUCCUACAAAAUUAUAAUACAAGCCUCAGACAAAGGAUCUCCUAAAACAACUUCAAGAAAAGUCAUUCAACUUGACAUUUCAGAUGUUAAUGACAACACACCAGUGUUUGAGAAACCAGAUUGCACUGCUUUUCUUCCAGAAAAUAAUUUGCCAGGAGCUUCUAUAUUUAGUAUUCAAGCAAGAGAUAUAGACAGUGAAAACAAUGCCAAGAUAACAUAUACUAUACUAAUAUCUAAUGUUUAUCAAUACAUUACAGAAAAUAAUGAACUUUAUCACAAUAUGCAAAUUCUUUUAGAAGGACCUGUAUAUGCUCAACAGUCAUUUGAUUAUGAGACAUAUAGAGAAUUUAAUAUCCACAUCAUUGCCAGAGAUAAUGGUUCUCCAUCUUUGAACAGCACUACAACACUAACAAUAUAUAUAGUAGACCAGAAUGAUAAUGCACCCGCUAUUCUGUACCCAUCCCCUGAAGAUGAUAGCUCAACAUUUGAAAUGGUUCCUUGGACCUCUGAAAAAGGAUCUUUAGUAUCUAAAGUCGUGGCAGUGGACACUGACUCUGGACACAAUGCCUGGUUGUAUUUUUUACAAUCUUCAGAAACAUCACUCUUCACCAUUGACCAGCAAACAGGGGAGCUCAGAAGAUCAUAUAUAUUUCAAGAAAGAGAUAUCAUGAAACAUGGAAUUGUGGUUCUAGUAAAAGACAAUGGGAUUCCAUCACGCUCAGCUUCAGUCAAUAUAAACAUGAUGAUUGCAGGUCAUUUCCAUCAGGUCCUUCCUGAGCUGAGCAGUCAGUCAAACAAGGAUGAAUCUCAGUCCAACUUAAAAAUCUACUUAGUCAUAGCCUUGACCUUGAUUUCCUUUCUCUUCAUGUUGAAUAUUCUUAUUGCAGUUGUCUCCAAGUAUAAAGAGUCCAAAUCUUCUUUGUUUGGAUCCCUGAGUGCAAAUCUAUACCCAUCAGUUGAUCCCAGAUUUAUUUCACAGCUUAUCAAUGGAACAUUACCUCUACCAUAUUCCUAUGAUGUUUGUGUAACAUUGGAUCCAAGUGAGCAAGAAUUUGCUUUCCUUAAACCCCAGCACAAUGUUUCAGUGGAUAGUCUUAUAGAUGCUAAUAAUUCUUUGAUGGAAAAUGAAACUUUGAAGAACUCUUCACCUGCAGAAAAUCUCAUACCACAGGGUAUUUCCCAAUUUUCUUUACAAUUAACAUCCAUAAGCAUGGUAAUACUAGUUGAUCAGAAUACCCAAGGAUUAUCUGGUGGACUUAGGGUCGGGCACAAUAUUGAGCUCCAAUAUUCUAGCCAAAUGAGGCUAGACAAUGAGGGUCAAUUGUUAAGCAACUUUUUGAACACUGCUGCACCUAAAUGUAGAAAAUCAUACUUACCUGAUCCAAUUGCUCUCGAUGGGCUGGCAGCCGAAAUCCCGUGUCUUCGCUCAAGAUCUGCGAGCAAGAUGGCGGCGGCCAGCCCAUCGUAA